GCAAAACAGACUAAGGUCCACUGGAACCCUUCCUAUGUUAGCUUUGCCCAAUCAUAUCAGCCACAACUUGGUUUCGGAUCCCAAUCAUAUAUAUAUACUUGUGUGCAUAAAUAUGUGACAUACAUGUGCCUCUCUUGGGUGUGUUAUUACAUUAGCCCAUUUUCAUUCAUAUGUGUUUUUCAUUUGACAACAAAUGUCACAAAUAGAUAUGUUUACAACACAAACAAUAUCACCUCUCUGUUCUAUUUUUGGUUCAUCGAAAACUUUUCCCUUUCCCUUCACAAAUGAAACAGACCGUCAAGCUCUGUUUUCAAUCAAAGACAUGAUAUCAGGAGAUCCCCUUGGUAUCCUCAACUCAUGGAAUCAUUCUAUCCACUUUUGCAAUUGGCACGGAGUCUCAUGCGGUCGUCGACAUCAGCGUGUGACCGUUCUAAACCUGCCAUCUCUAGGAUUGGUGGGUCCUCUAUCUCCUUACAUAGGGAACCUCACCUUUCUUAGGAUGAUUGAUCUUAGUAACAAUAGUUUUCAUGGUGAAAUUCCACUAGAAAUUGGCAAGUUGUUUCGUUUGCAAUAUCUUCAACUUUUCAUUAACUCUUUUGAAGGUGAAUUUCCUGCCAAUUUGACUUAUUGUUCAGACUUGAGAGUAAUCAGCCUAGUUGAUAACAAUCUAGGAGGUAAAAUUCCUGCCGAGUUGGGUUCUUUGUCCAACCUCAUUAAAUUUAGUGUUGCUAAAAAUCAUUUCACCGGACCUAUCCCACUUUCGCUUGGAAACCUUUCCAAUCUUGUCGGGCUUUCUCUAUCGCACAAUAAUCUAGAGGGAAGCAUUCCAUUUGAACUUGCUCGAUUCUCAAAGUUGCAAAUUCUUAUUCUGGGCUUUAACAAUUUUUCCGGUAUGGUUCCUACAUCUCUUUACAAUAUCUCAUCCAUCACUUACUUUUCUGUAAAUGACAACCAAUUGCAUGGAAGCUUUCCCUCCAAUUUGGGCUUGACCCUUCCAAAACUACAAGCUUUCCAUAUCGGAAGCAAUCAAUUCUAUGGGCCUAUUCCCUCUUCGAUAGCCAAUGCUUCGGGACUUGUAGAAAUUGAGACUAGCCAAAAUUCUCUUACUGGUCCUCUACCAAUGAAUUUUGGAACCCUUUAUGAGCUACAAAAGCUAAAUAGUCACACUAAUAGACUAGGAACAGGAGAUAGGAAGGGCAAUGAGUUGAUGGACUUUCUCACUUCUUUAUCUAAUUGUUCCAACCUACAAUGGUUGGACAUGGCAAUAAAUGGUUUCAAAAGUUUAUUGCCCGAUUCCAUUGCAAAUCUCUCCACCACAAUCACUAGGUUAACUCUAGAUGGAAACUAUAUAUUUGGUAGCAUACCUCUUGGUAUUGGAAACCUUGUAAAUUUGCGUACACUCUAUUUAAGUACCAACAUGCUCGUUGGUAGUAUUCCUAAUUCCAUUGGAAAACUCUCCAACUUGGAACAGUUGCUACUUCUCAGAAAUAACAUCUCUGGAGAAAUUCCAUCAUUGAUUGGAAACAUUACUCGGCUUGGUAUUCUUGACUUAUCAAUAAAUAUGAUAGAGGGAAGCAUACCAGUUUCUUUGGGCGAUUGCACAAAUCUAAGGGAAUUUUAUCUCGAAGACAAUCACCUCACUGGAGAUAUACCUCAAGAAAUCUUUGGUCUUUCUUCUCUUACUAUUCUAAUCUUGAGUCAAAAUUACCUAAGGGGAUUCCUACCACAAGAAGUGGGUAACUUGAAAAAUCUUGAAAGAUUGAACAUAUCAGAAAACAAACUGUUUGGAGAAAUCCCUGCUACUCUCAGCAAUUGUCAAGUUUUAGAAUUCCUCUACAUGAUGGGUAACCUUUUCGAAGGUACAAUUCCGGAAUCCUUCAAACAACUAAAAGGUCUUCAAGUUCUUGAUGUUUCUCGCAAUAACUUGUCAAGACAAAUUCCAAGCUUUUUAAGCGAGUUACCUCUUUUACAAAACCUCAAUCUUUCUUACAAUAUGUUUGAUGGUGAAAUUCCAAAUGGAGGAGUUUUCAGAAACAUUAGUGCAUUCUCAAUUGUUGGAAAUAAAAAGCUCUGUGGAGGAAUUAAAGUAUUACAAUUGCCUGCAUGUCCUGCUAAAGACUUGAAGGAAAGGAGACGACCUUUCAAGCGUAGAGCAAUAGUUGUAGUAGUUACUCUCACUAUUUUUCUAUUAAUAGUGUGCACUUCAGCUAUUAUUUAUAGAACCAGAAGGUCCAGACAACAUGCCUCUUCAACCCUGCCUUUGCAAAACCAACUUUUACAACUCUCUUAUGGCGAAAUUUUUCACGCAACCAAUGGAUUCUCUUCAACCAACUUAAUUGGUGAGGGAAGAUAUGGAUUGGUUUAUAAAGGGAUUCUCAAAUUCGGCGAAUUAAUUGUUGCUGUGAAAGUACUCAAGCUUCAUGAAUGUGGAGCAAUCAAGAGUUUUAAAACAGAAUGUGAAGCACUGAAGAACAUUCGCCAUCGCAAUCUAGUCAAGGUAAUCACAUCUUGCUCAAGCAUUGAUUUUGAAGGCAAUGAUUUUAAGGCAUUGGUCUUUGAGUUCAUGAAAAAUGGGAGUUUAGAGAAUUGGUUACAUCCAAUUAGUUUUUCAGAGCAACAUGACCCUAAUCACUUCACCUUUGUUCAAAGGCUAAACAUUGCCAUUGAUGUGGCCACUGCGUUGGAUUAUCUUCAUCAUCAUUGUGAAGUGGCUAUCGUUCAUUGCGAUUUAAAGCCAAGUAAUAUUCUUCUUGAUGAUAAUUUAUGUGCCCAUGUUGGUGAUUUUGGCCUCACAAGGAUUCUUUCAGCCACCACAGGUAUAUCCAAUCAUCAUCAAUCAAGUUCAACUGGGAUUAGAGGAACAGUUGGAUAUGUUGCCCCAGAGUAUGGUAUGGGUGAAGAGGUAUCAACGCAGGGUGACAUGUAUAGCUUUGGAGUGUUACUAUUGGAAAUGUUCACAGGAAAAAGACCUACUGAUAACAUGUUCAUUGAUAAUAUUAACCUCCAUAUCUAUGCAAAAAAGUCUCUUUCAGAUCAAGUAAUGCAGAUUGUUGAUCGCCGAAUCAUAUUGGCAGAGGAAGAGGAGCCAAGUAGGGCCCAACAAAGUAGCACAAACAACAUUUCUAAAUUGGAGGUCUGUCUUGCAUUGGUCAUUCAAAUUGGAGUUUCUUGUUCUGUUGAACUGCCACAUGAGAGAAUGAAUGCUAGAGAUGUUCUUAUGGAACUACAGAAGAUUAGAAAUAUAUUUCUUGGGUUUAGGGAACAAAACUAAAGGCACACAUGUAGCUUAUUUUGAUGUUCUUGUUCUCUGCUACCAAUUGGUUCAUAUCUUGUGCUGUAAAUUUUUUUUUUUAUAUGGUGCCCAAACUCUGAUCAGUUUUAGAGUUUUUUGGGAUUUCAAAUCUGGUUCAGAUCUAGGAUUUUUGAUGCGAUGUUUGAACUAAUC
Molecule: messenger RNA, 3445 nt
Organism: Camellia sinensis
Lineage: Eukaryota; Viridiplantae; Streptophyta; Magnoliopsida; Ericales; Theaceae
Product: putative receptor-like protein kinase At3g47110
Biological process (GO): protein phosphorylation
Molecular function (GO): protein binding; protein kinase activity; ATP binding
Source: RefSeq, a predicted model, not a curated record